Pimephales promelas (fathead minnow) is the source of this 2237-nucleotide messenger RNA. Lineage: Eukaryota; Metazoa; Chordata; Actinopteri; Cypriniformes; Leuciscidae. The record is from RefSeq and is a predicted model, not a curated record.
UUGCUCUUUACCGAGAAAUGAGAUGUUGAAGAGCUCUCAUGCGUGAUGUUUCUUUCCUCUCCAGCACUGGAUGACGGAGUUGGAGAUUUUUGCGAUGCUUUUCGCCGCUGCCGUCCACGACUACGAACACACCGGGACCACAAACAACUUCCACAUCCAGACCAGGUCGGACACAGCCAUCCUGUACAACGACCGCUCUGUUCUGGAGAGUCAUCACGUCAGCGCUGCGUAUCGACUGCUUCAGGACGACGACGAGAUGAACAUCCUGUACAACCUCUCCAAAGAUGACUGGAGAGAGCUCAGGGCGCUCGUGGUCGAGAUGGUUCUGGCCACUGACAUGUCCUGCCACUUCCAGCAGGUCAAAGCCAUGAAGAAUUUCCUCCAGCAGCCCGAGGGAAUUGAUAAACCCAAGGCUCUGUCUCUGCUCUUACACACGGCCGACAUCAGUCAUCCAGCCAAGAACUGGGAUCUGCACCAUCGCUGGACCACGUCACUGCUGGAGGAGUUUUUCCGACAGGGUGAUAAGGAGGCGGAGCUUGGUCUACCUUUCUCCCCUCUGUGUGACCGUAAGUCCACUAUGGUGGCCCAGUCCCAGAUCGGUUUCAUUGAUUUUAUCGUCGUUCCCACGUUUACGGUUCUGACGGACAUGACGGAGAAGAUCGUCACGCCGCUCAUUGAAGAGGCCACAAGUUCAGGCCUGGCUGGAUUUCGCAGUAUUACUGCUGGAGAUUCGAAGAGGAGCAGUGUCAACAGCUCUGGUUCUGAUUGCAGUGGAUCCCUAAACUGCUCGCUGCUCACUGUGGACCUGAAGAACUUCAAGACCAACUGGAGCGAGGAGGUUUCUCUGAACAGAGAGCGCUGGAAGGCGCAGGCCGAUAAAGAGAGGGAAGAGAAGGCCAGACGAGAGCUGGAGGAACAGCAGGAGGCAACAGCAGAAAACAAAGACCCAGAGCUGGCGGGACCAAAGAAAGACAGGGUGGGAGAAGACAACCCGGAGCCAGGGGGGACAGACGGACCCCCGGAAGAAAGUCCCCAUGACAAUUCACUAAAAGGGGAAGGGGAUCAUCGGAAAUUACAGAACGGAGAAGUGUCUGAAGAGGCAGAAUCACCAGCAGACGAACAUAAGAGAACACUCAGUGAACCUGCGAACGCCUAGAGUGAUUUCCAGUGGCGUCUUGCGGUCCGACAUCAGACACAGAAGCGGUGAACUUCCCCUCGGUUCUGAAGGUCCACGGCGCCCUCUAGAGGACACAGCUAAUGCUUACAUCACUUUGUGUUCGGCCUCCAUCCCUGCAAUUAUCUCCAGACUUUCAUAAGACUGAUCCCUCCGAACGAUGAAGAAUGUCACCGGCGAGGGACAACAGCUGCGUUUGUAUCUGAAGCAGAUCUCAUUUCCCACCCAAACCUUUAGAGAGCAACGAGUUCAUCCGCUAAGAAAAAAAGCAUGCAAGAGCUGAAACAACGCCAUUGAUACAGUAGGACACACGAAUUCUUGUUAAAACCACACACACAAAUGCUUAUUUGUAGUCGGAUGACUUGCCACGUGUCCAUGGUUUAUAUCGAAAUACCAUAUGAUAUAUAUAAUAUGCGGCCUGCGUUAAACUGUAAAUAACUAAUCUUAGCAUCAAUAUUCACCCAGAUCUGCUUUUGCGGCAACAUGACAUUGUGUCACGCUUUACUCAAAAUGGACUGACUUUUAUUUCAGCAAACGUGCUCUGAUGCAAUGUCCGCCUCCGACUCGCAUUUGUUGGCAUCAGCUAAUAGAGGUUGCGUAUAUGAAACCCUGAAUGUCCAUAUGUAUUAUUAUUGUAAAUGACUGUCUGCAUUUAGAUCAGAGCUUUUAUAACUGAGAAAAGCCGUACGAAGUGGCAGUAUUUCUUAUUGGAGUAGAAAACGCCUGAUUCAACCUAAGAUUUUUUCCUUCUCUCGCUUACCUUCAGAUGCCUUUCUUCAUGUAGUCUUUCUGAAAGCGAACCGAACGCAAACGUCUUCUACAGGAAACGCUCGCUCACGAACUAGCAGUCGAUGUAAGUCUCAUAGUGUGUACUAAGUCAUAACCAUAUCACUGUGCUCGCUCUGCAAUACCUACAGUAGAUAUUUGCCGUACGUCAUUUUUUUCACUGUCCUGAGGUUUUUGUGACCAGCGUUUCUCUGUCCUUUGAGCAGGUAAUCUCAAAAAAAGAAAGAAAAAAAAAAAAGCAGGGGAGAACAUGUCCUUAAAGGAGUAGUUCACUUUU